AUGGUAACAUCAACGCUAGUAAACCAACAAUUACUAGAUUUAGUUAGUAAUUUAUUAAACCCGAUACCACAAUAUGUAUUAGGCAGCCUACCAGCUAUAGCAACCAUCGGAGCAGCACCUAUGGAGGAUUUUUUUCAAAAAAUAAUGUGGUUAUUCCGAUGUCUUGGUUCUCCAUUUAUAGGAUUAUUUUAUACAUGUAACAUACCGAGCGACAGUACAUUUAUAUUCUGGCUCCCAAAACGUUAUUUUAGAAAGGUAGAAAGAGAUGGUGAAGGCAAAACUAUAAAUAAUAUCCCGUACAGACCUGUUGGACAUCAUGCCUUGUUGUUAGUUCUGCCCGAGUUCAACCAGAGAUUCGGUGAUGAACUCCAAGAAAAUGCACGCGUGCUACAAGGAUUGGAUGAAUGCGUAGCAAACGCCUCCGUGUUGGAGCGAUUCUCGUCGUUAGUGGCGGC
Molecule: messenger RNA, 455 nt
Organism: Ambispora leptoticha
Lineage: Eukaryota; Fungi; Glomeromycota; Glomeromycetes; Archaeosporales; Ambisporaceae
Source: the annotation of a GenBank genome assembly